AAUGUUUGGGCUCAGGAGGUCAAUGGCCACAGUGGCCUCACAAGCCUCCCUCUCGCUCAAGCAAGCCGGCAAGGUCGUCUGCAUCGGCCGCAACUAUGCGGACCACAUCGCGGAGCUGGCCAACGCAAAGCCAAAGAAGCCCUUCUUCUUCCUCAAACCGCCGUCGUCCAUUGUCCUCCCCGGCGAGGGCCCGUGCCUGCAGCCCAAGGGCGUGGACAUGCACUUUGAGGUGGAGCUGGCGCUGGUUAUCGGGCGGAUGGUGAGGAAUCUGCAUCCGGAGGACGAGAAGGGGGCGUUGGAUGCCAUCAGGGCCUACGCAGUCGCCAUCGACAUGACGGCGCGCAACGUCCAAAACGAAGCCAAGAAAAAGGGCCUCCCCUGGGACAUCGCCAAGGGCUUCGACACCUUCCUGCCCAUGAGCAACCUGAUCCCCAAGGCGGCCAUCGCGGACCCGCACGACGCGGAGCUGUUCCUCGACGUCAACGGGCAGCCGCGGCAGCGCGGGUCGACGGCGCUCAUGAUCUACCGCAUCCCGCGCAUCGUCAGCGACAUCUCGCGCGUCAUGACGCUGCUGCCGGGCGACGUGGUGCUCACGGGGACGCCGGCCGGCGUCGGGCCCGUCGUGCCGGGCGACGUGAUGAGGGCCGGCGUCAGGGUCGGCGGGAGGGAGGUGGAGGAGGGGAGGAUCGAGGUGCCGGUGGAGUUGUCGGGGUCUGCGUAUGAGUUUUCGGAGACGUGAGUGAUUGCUGUGAGGAGGGCUUUAAUCACUCCAAGUUCGGAUCCCGAAUCGACCCCGGCUUCGGCGCCCAGUCCGCCACCGUCCCGCACCGGGUACACGUCCUCUUGGCCUCGUCGGCCCGAAAGUCCUCGACGGCCAGCUUGAUCUGGGUGCCCAGGUCGGUGCAGUGGAAGGCGGCCUCGUGCACGACGACGGCCUCGCCCGUGCCCGCG
Messenger RNA from Trichoderma citrinoviride, 951 nucleotides. RefSeq lists its product as hypothetical. The annotation marks the transcript as partial. NCBI's taxonomy places the organism in Eukaryota, Fungi, Ascomycota, Sordariomycetes, Hypocreales, Hypocreaceae. Gene Ontology annotation, molecular function: acetylpyruvate hydrolase activity. Gene Ontology annotation, cellular component: mitochondrion. The record is from RefSeq and is a predicted model, not a curated record. The transcript is spliced from 5 exons.